Molecule: messenger RNA, 4474 nt
Organism: Cercocebus atys (sooty mangabey)
Lineage: Eukaryota; Metazoa; Chordata; Mammalia; Primates; Cercopithecidae
Product: keratin, type I cuticular Ha7-like
Exons: 7
Coding region: 1-1293 (430 amino acids)
Molecular function (GO): structural molecule activity
Source: RefSeq, a predicted model, not a curated record
AUGACUUCUGACCAUUGCAGUGCCCUCCUCAGCGAGCAGGUUUCAGAGGCCAACGCUGCCUCCCUGUGCCUCUUGGCUAAUGUGGCACAUGCCAACCGAGUCCGUGUGGGGUCGACUCCCCUGGGCCGCCCCAGCCUCUGUCUGCCCCCAACCUGCCACACCGCUUGUCCCUUGCCAGGGACCUGCCACAUUCCUGGCAACAUUGGAAUCUGUGGGGCCUACAGCGAAAACACCCUGAACGGCCACGAGAAGGAGACUAUGCAGUUCCUGAACGACCGCCUGGCCAACUACCUGGAGAAAGUGCGCCAGCUGGAGCGGGACAAUGCAGAACUGGAGACCAAACUCCGUGACAGGAGCAAGUGCCAUGAGUCCAGCAUGUGCCCGGACUACCAGUACUACUUCUGCACCAUCCAGGAGCUCCAGCAGAAGAUUCUGUGCACCAAAUCGGAGAACAAUAGGCUGGUUGUGCAAAUAGACAAUGCCAAACUGGCCGCGGAUGACUUCAGGACCAAGUAUGAGACAGAGCGCUUGCUGCACCAGCUGGUGGAGGCUGACAUCUGUGGCCUGCGCAGGGUGCUGGACAACCUCACCCUCGCCAAGUGUGACCUGGAGGCCCAGCUGGAGUCCCUGAAGGAAGAGCUGCUUUGCCUCAAGAAAAACCAUGAGCAGGAAGCCCGCACUCUGAGGGGUCAGCUGGGAGACAAGCUCCGGAUUGAGCUGGAUAUUGAGCCCACCAUUGACCUGAGUAGGGUGCUGGGGGAGAUGCGAGGCCAGUAUGAGGCCAUGGUGGAGACCAACCGCCAGGAUGUGGAGCAGUGGUUCCAAGCCCAGUCUGAAGGCAUCAGCCUGCAGGCCAUGUCCUGCUCCGAGGAGCUGCAGUGCUGCCAGUCGGAGAUCCUGGAGUUGAGACGCUCGGUGAACGCCCUGGAGGUGGAGCUUCAGGCUCAGCACACGCUGAAGGACUGUCUACAGAACUCCCUGUGUGAAGCUGAGGACCGCUACGGCACAGAACUGGCCCAGAUGCAGAGCCUCAUCAACAAUGUGGAGGAACAGCUGUCUGAGAUCCGGGCCGACCUGGAGCGGCAGAACCAGGAGUACCAGGUGCUGCUGGACGUGAAGGCCCGGCUGGAGAAUGAGAUUGCCACGUACCGGAACCUUCUGGAGAGUGAGGACUGCAAAUUUCCCUGCAACCCAUGUGCGACCCCAGCCUUCAGCACUCCCAGUCCAGCUCCAGCAGCCUGUGCCCCCUGCUCCCGGGCAACCCAUGGGCUCUGCUCAUCAACUGGAUACUGACACACUCCUCAGCCCAAGGUGCUGGGAAACGGGAGGUGUCUUCAGCUCGUUAGGCUCUGCUCUGCAGGCCUGCUACCUGGGCCUUGCCUCCUUAGGGGCCAGCCAGGCAGGAGACUGAAGAGAGACAGUGCCACUCUGUGGAUAGGUGUUUGAGUCCAGCAGCUCAGCCCCUGUGACUGAAUUUGUGUUUCUUCCCCUCAAGAUGUCUCGAGUGCACCAUUUUCUCUCUUCUGUUGCCUCCUGAUCUCUCUGAGAUGGGGCAGGAACCCUUGUUUUUAUUUUGCUGUUAAACUUUUCUUCUGUAGCAGAAUGAGCCCAGCGCAGUCUGGCCUCAGCAUCUCCAUCCCAUGCUGAGAGCCUUGCUGGGAACUCUUUGAGCCACAUGCUUCUGUAGACGGGGGUUGUGGCUGGUUCACCAGAGUGGUUCUGGGAGAUGGCAAAGCCAGUGAAGGCUGGAGUUAAAAAUGGGACGCGGCAAAGUGGCACAGAGGAGAGAUACCCAACCUUGGACUUCACCGAGUGUAUUUGGAGACAGAUUUACAGAUAGAACUUUUAAAAUAUAGACGCUAAGUAAAAUUUCCCUUUUAUCUGGAUAAGCCACCUGGUCCUUGUGUAAAGGAAGAGCUCAAGUCUGCGGCACCACAGACCGCUGCAAAACUCUGAAAAUAUUAAGUGAUGGUAAUUGCUAUCAGUCUAGAAAGACCCAAACAACCUGACCCAUCCAAGCUCCCCAGUAAGCCCCACUGGUGGGUCCUGGCAGCUGUCUGGCUUGGAAUUUGUAGACAAUAGAACAUGAACCAGAAGCCCCAGGACAGGUAACUUAAAUUGAGCUUUUAGAAUGACAUGCCCAUUAUGAGCAAGGCACUGGCUGGGGCUUCGCCGACAUUGUGUCACAGGGCCCCACAUCAGCCCUGCAAAGAAGCAGCAGCUGUUAUUAUUCUCAGCUGGUGGCUGAGUCAAGACUUGAAACCCAGUCUCUUUGAACCAGAUCCAAAGCCUGUUCUUUGGAAGCUUUGAGGGGGAAACAAAUUAAACAUGAGAAGGUUUAGGGCAGUGGUUCUUAAAGCGUGGUCCUCCAGCCGGUAGCACUGGCAUUACCUGAGAACUUGCUAGACAUGCACAUUCUUGAGCACCAGCCCUGACUUUCUGAACCAGCAGUCUGCUUUAUCACGACUUGCAGGUGAUUCUGAUGUUGGUUCAAGUUUGAGAACCACUGGGUUAGGGGGUUUAUUUGAGGAGUGAGCCCUUGACUAGCCAGAUCCUCUACAGAAAGGGCUGACCUUGCCCUCCUGAUAUGUCCUCCAGUGAGGAAUCCUUCAUACCUUCAGAUCAGGAUAGAGCCUUUCUCUUUUACAUUGCAAGACUCUGAAAAUGUUAAAUGAUGGUUAUUUCUAUCAGUCUAGGACGAAAGGCCCAAACAAGCUGACCCAUCCAAUCUCCCCAAUAACUCCCGUUGGUGAGUCCUUCUGGAAACUGCUCAGCUUGGAAUUCGUAGACAAUAGAACAUGAAUCAAAAGCUCCAUAUUUUGAUAUCCAUGGCUAAGAAUCAGCACAUCCCCAGAAUUCAGCAUUACAGCUGGCCAGAGAAGCAGAGUUCCCCAUCCUUGGAGACAAGCAGAGGCUUCAGAAUCACUGGUGGGGAUGUUGAGGGGAACACUUAGGGAACUGAUGGGGCUGGUUGAGAUGGCUGUAAGAGGUCUUCUAGCCCCCACAACUCUGUGCAUCCCUGCUUUAUAAGUCUUAUUGAUCAGUGAAUCCACAAGCAUUGAAGUGGAAUCACCAAACCUACUUUAGGAGUUGGUUUUGGUCUUCCCUUUCUGUUCUGUGAAUUCUCUGAAUCACUGUAGCUUGCUGAAAAAGUUACAAGUACAGCUGGUUCUGGUUUAAUCCAGGUCUUCCUGAUACAGAGCUGUGGUGCCGGAGUGAUCACAGUCCCUAGCCCCAAGGCUGGAGGGAGCUUAAGUGAGAAUCUGGUUGCUCUGCCUCCAACUGCUCUCAAGCCCAGCGUCCUACUUUUUGGUCACUGCUCAUGUACAUAGGACUGAUCUGCUUGAGAGACAUUAGGAUUUACAGCAUAGGAAGCCCAGGAAGGGUCAGAGGUGGCCACACCCUCCCUUCCUCUGUUCUUUUUCUCAAGUGGUAAAAGUGUUUUGGCACAUGUGACACACCCUUUGGGCACCUACCCAAGAGAAGCUCUCAAUAAUGAACAGCGAUCUCGAUUAGUCUUAAUUUAGCGUCUGACCCAGCUGCCCUCACCUCCUUUGUACUUAAAUAGCUCCUUUCAUCCAACAAGUUCAAAGCUGUCUAACAAAAUAAACCCACUUAUUCUUGCACCAUGACAGCGUAGGCAAGCAUUGUCCUUCCCAUUAAAGGGAGAGAGAGAGAAGGUGAGUCAUUCAGUGGUUGAGGGAUUCUGCUGGUGACAUAAAGUGAGUCAGUGGGGCCCCAGGGUGAUUGACCUGUGUUUCUUAAGUUCACAUCCAGUGCUCUCUCAUUUCUAAUUAAAAGAUUAGCUUUGAUAAGACAGUACGUGUGUGUGCACACGCGUCUGUGUGUUUGUUGUAUGUGAAGAGUUUCCCUGGAAACCACACAGGUCCUCAUUACCAUUACCAUCACCAGAAUCAUCAUCAUCAUCAUCAUCAUAAAGUCAUAUAGCUUCAUCAUCAUCAUCAUCGUCAUAGAAGCAUAUAUCCAUCAAACUCUUACUAUGAGCCAGGCGCUGGUUUACAUUAUAGCUACAAUCAUAUGGGUAAACUCAUUUAAUCAUUACAGCAAUCCUAGAAAGCCAAUGCUAUUGUUUCCUCAUUUUGCAGACAAGGAGCCAAGACUCAGAGAGGUUAAGUAACAUGCCCAAGGUCACACAGCUAUUAGGUGGUGAAGCCAGCCAAGCAGCCUGCCUCCGGCAACUGUGCUCUUAACCACUGUGCUUUACAGAGGCCAAGUCUCAGAUUUUGUCAACAGGAUGAUGGAAUCAUAAUAACCCAAUUGUUUUGAUUCCUUUCCUUGAAGGAAAUGAGUAUGUUUAUGUUAGAAGAAACGUUUCUGAGAAUUUAUACAACCAAGGGUGGUACAAGGAAUGAAAGUUCUUUAGUAUCACAGGAUCUUGAAGCUUGAGGACUCUGGUAAUUUUAAUAAACUGAGAGUUGCCAAAGAAGCUCAACUCACCUCCUGCCAUUGUAAA